CGGGAGAGUCGCGCCGCUGCUCCGGCUUCCCUUCGGGCUUCGUUCGGCGUCCCUGCAGGCUCGCCUGGGCUUUUAUCAGCCAACCCCGCGGCUGCUGCGAUGCGCCUGAUCCAGAACAUGGGGACCAUCGCCGAGUAUCCCCAGGCAGAGCACGCCGGCAGCGGAGACGCCUGUGGGCGCCCUCGGCUCAUCAAGAUCGCCGUGGUGGGAGCCAGCGGGGUGGGCAAGACCGCCCUGGUAGUGAGAUUUCUCACAAAGCGAUUCAUUGGAGACUAUGAACGUAACGCAGGUAAUCUGUACAGCAGACAGAUUGAAAUUGAUGGAGAGAUGUUUGCAAUUCAGGUUCAAGAUACACCUGGUGUACAGAUGCACAGGCCCAGCCUGGAUUGUAACGAACAGCUGAGCAAGUGUCUUCGUUGGGCGGAUGCAGUCGUAAUCGUCUUUUCGAUCACCGACCAUAAAAGUUACGAACUCCUUGGCCAUUUCCACCAGCAUAUACGGCAGGUGCAUCCCGGAAAUAGAGUGCCUGUAGUGAUUGUGGCCAACAAAGCAGACUUGCUCCAUAUUAAAGAGGUGGAACCUCAGCAUGGACUUCAGCUGGCCAGCAUGCUGGGCUGCAAUUUCUACGAAGUCUCCGUCAGUGAGAACUACAAAGAGGUCUUCUGUGCCUUCCAGAGCUUAUGCAAAGAAGUCAGUAAGCAACAACCCACCGGCACCACAGAGAAGCGGAGAAGUUCUCUCAUCUCAAGGCCCAAGUCGCCCAACAUGCAAGACCUGAAGAGAAGGUUUAAGCAAGCUUUGUCGGCCAAAGUGAGAACCGUUACCUCUGUCUGAAAAGUUGGUCGACCUGGAUGGGAAAAGGGUCCAUUCUCGGCGAAGAGUCCAUUGGUUCCAAUUUGGGAACGUUUUGCUGGCCCCAAGGCAACCAAGCAAGAUCAAAGAGAAGAGAGAGAGAGAGAGAGAAAGUGUAUGUGUUCGGGUGAUACUGGACUUGGGAGUAUAGAGCAUUAUGCAAAGGAGAAACUCCGCCAAAACUUGAAUAAAGAAGGGACACAUCGCAUAUUUUCAUGCUGAAAGCAGGACAUUUUAAUGCAUUCAAAACAUUGCCAUAUUUUGUGAUGGAGGUUAGGAUAGCUUAGUAUUUGCUAUCCUGGUUACGUUAAUUGUAGAAGAUGAGGUGAAAUACUCAGAAUGCCAUCUUCUUUCAUUGGAAACAGAUAUCCUUAUGCUAUGAAUUAGGGCUGGUUUCUUUCAUAAAUCUCCCUACAGACUUUUGAUUAUUAUUUUUUAACUCCAGUUCAUGAGGUCCAACAGAGCAGGAACAGUCUUUGGUGUAAAAUUUUUGGGCAUUAUUAAGGGAUUAGAUUUGAUUGUGAUGAGACAUAAGCUGUGUUGCAAAUACUCAGUGUAAUUUUUUACAACUACAUAAUCUCAAGAUUUUAAGAUAUUCUGAAGACUGUUGGUCUUCUGAUGCCGUGUUGAAUUUCUUUCCAGAUAAAUCCAAAUUAACUGAUCUAAAUAUGGAUUGAAAGUCAUACUAUUUCAGUUCAUGUCACUUCUAGGUGUGGGAGCAAGUCCUUCAUAGCUAAGCAGUUAGUUAGAGGCAGAAGGGACAUUCCACUGUUAUAUCAGCCUGCUUUUUGUAAUUUAACAAUUACAAACGGGACAAGCCUCGUGCUGGACCACGAGGCUUGUCCCAUAAAGCAGAACAAGUUUAAAAUAAGACAUGCAUAAGUAUAACAUUGAUGCAGUUUAACAAAAAAGCAAUACCGUGCGUUCCCCUUACAUGGUAAUUUAUUUAUUUCAUGUUUCAGAAACAUUACCAGGCUACAAUUUCUUUCUUUUGUGUCAUCAUUAAAUUAAACAAUGUUUUCUCAAGAAUUGUUGUAUUUUUCUAACCAGUUGCUAGGCAAAGUACAUAGGGGAAAAAAAUCAGUUUGUGUUAGUAAGAUUUCUAUUGCCUGUGAAGCAAGGGGAAAAAAAUGUGAAGGUGUGAAACAAAUCAUACAGUGGCACAGGUCCACUGAUUUUUGAGAAUGCUACACACCCAUCAGCAACUCUCUUGCAAAUAUAAGAGUUCUCUACCACAACAGUUGUGUAGCUGUUGUACAAAGCUACCUGC
This is a messenger RNA of Pseudonaja textilis, 2122 nucleotides long. It is a transcript of the gene RASL11B, whose product is annotated as RAS like family 11 member B. The record is from RefSeq and is a predicted model, not a curated record. NCBI's taxonomy places the organism in Eukaryota, Metazoa, Chordata, Lepidosauria, Squamata, Elapidae. Gene Ontology annotation, molecular function: GTPase activity; GTP binding.